Molecule: messenger RNA, 1777 nt
Organism: Leptidea sinapis
Lineage: Eukaryota; Metazoa; Arthropoda; Insecta; Lepidoptera; Pieridae
Gene: Syx5
Product: syntaxin-5
Exons: 3
Coding region: 182-1219 (345 amino acids)
Biological process (GO): vesicle fusion; endoplasmic reticulum to Golgi vesicle-mediated transport; intracellular protein transport
Cellular component (GO): endomembrane system; SNARE complex; Golgi membrane
Molecular function (GO): SNARE binding; SNAP receptor activity
Source: RefSeq, a predicted model, not a curated record
UUGACAGUGACAAAAUGACUACGUGUAAGAUAGGAAAAGCUAGGAUGUAGAAGUGUAUUUUCAAUGAAACAUGUUUAUAAUAAUAUAGGUAGCGAAUAUCAAAACAGUGGAUACUUCUGGGAUAUUUAACAUUAACUAUUGAACCCUAUUAUUGUGUUUUCACUCAACACUUGAGAAUGCGAUGCUUCCCCGUCGUCGUAACGUUGGUUUAACAGAAAAGUUGCCACAUUAUAAUGGAGUGAUACCUGCUAACUUUCCCAAAACUCAAGAAUAUAGAAAUAAUUCAAAUACACAUAGUGAAGCUGAAACAGCUUUUGAUAUAUUAGACGACUUUAUAUUUGAACCUGUAAUGGCUGCAAAAGACCGAACGCAAGAAUUUGCAUCAGCUGUUCGCAGCCUUCAAGGUCGAACAUUAGUUAGAACAGUAAUUAAGGAUCCGAGAAAAGCAGCAGUUCUUGCUACAUAUUCUCAAUUUAUGAGUAUGGCUAAAGUUAUUAGCAAAAACAUUACCAGUACCUAUGCUAAACUUGAAAAACUGGCAUUGUUGGCCAAGAAGAGGUCUUUAUUUGAUGAUCGACCAUUGGAAAUACAAGAGCUGACAUAUAUUAUAAAAGGUGACCUUAAUUCGCUCAACCAACAAAUUGCACGGCUAGGAGAAAUGCCAAGAGGUCGUAAAAGUAUGCAUAGCCAUUCCUCCAGUGUUGUUCUGGCCUUACAAUCUCGGCUUGCAUCUAUGAGCAAUCAGUUCAAACAGGUACUAGAAGUGAGGUCUGAAAAUCUAAAGCAUCAAAAUAGUAGAAGGGAACAAUUCUCUAGUGUGGCUCCUAUUGCUAAAGAAGUUCCAUCUUUGUUGCAACCGCAACCAGAUGAAGUAAGCAUAGAUCUAGGAGAUGCAUUGUCCCUACAAACACAGAAAAUGGCUUUAAGAGAUGAUACCGAUUCUUAUGUUAAACAAAGGGCUGAGACAAUGCACAAUAUUGAAAGUACUAUAGUUGAGUUAGGUGGCAUAUUCCAGCAACUUGCACACAUGGUAAAAGAACAAGACGAGACUAUUGGAAGAAUUGAUGCAAAUAUACAAGAAGCCGAGAUGAAUGUUGAAGCUGGACACAGAGAAAUAAUGAAAUAUUUUCAGAAUAUCACUGGAAAUAGAGCUCUUAUGUUUAAAGUGUUUGGUGUACUUGUAUUCUUCUUUAUAUUUUUUGUUGUGUUUAUGGCAUAAAUAUUUAAGAAAAAAGGGUUAUUUAAAUGAAUAUUGUAUACUAGUUAUAAAAGGCAAUACAGUAAACACUCCCAAUUUAGAUUCAUUAAUAGAUUAGGAAAUAAUAUCUACACUCGACUGUGAUAACCCAUUAUUUUAUGCAUUGAAAUAUCUCUAUAUCUAAAUAUUAUGCGAUUCAUAUUUAUUUUUGUAAUUAAUAAUUUCAAAUACAGCCGUUAUAUUUAACAAUAUAAUGAAAAAAUACAAAUUAUCUUUUAUUAAUAAUAUUUAAUUACCACCAAUAAUAUUACAUAUAAUAUUCUUGUCAAAUAAAUACCAACAGGUAGACAUAUUGUAGAAAGUGUUUUACUACAAUAUAUCUAAGUGCAGAAAAUAUAAAAUUAUCAAAGUGCUUAUAUCUAUUACUUUGUAUUUUUAUUUUAAGCGUGUACAUGCACACAGUUAUUAUUUCACAACUUAUUGUAUUCUAAGACAUAAUAAGUGACUAAAGGUUGACAUUUCAAUUAAAAUAAGUCAUUUCUACCAGGAGAUUAAUUAAACAGAUAUAAUAAACUUUAA